AUGACACCUACAAACCAAUCUAAUGGAACGACUAAUGCAUCUGUGGAGGUACUUUCUGAAGAUGGACCUAUGCCAAUAAACGUUAUGAUGCAAGAAGGUGUGAAAGCGUUGACUAAAAUCCUUUCCAAUCAGCUUCAAGACAGGCAAGCUUUUCAAAACGCCCCCCAUGCAAUGCAAUUUGUUAUUAGAAAUGGAGGAAAGGCGUUAUCAAACGCGCGACUAGAGGAGCUCAAGGACACUCUUCCUAAGAUGGAUUCAUUGAGUUUGGAAGAUGAGCUUGCAAAAAUAGAUGGCCAAAGUACAUACCAUAUUGAUUCUGCAGAGGAAAAGGAAAACUUUGGAAGGAAAAUAGGUCAAAUAGCUUCUACAAAUAAUGCGGACUUCAUAAUGGAUCAUGACCUGCAAAAUAUUCUAGACGAUGAUCUUAAAGAUCCGGAACUUAAUUUGAAUGGUGAAGAAGCAGAAAUAAUUUUCGAUUAUGAGAGCCAAGAACUUGAUACACCAGAUGGCAUAGGGGAAAAGAUUUCUCAAAUGAUAGAAUCGGUGUUACCGGGAGGGUUUGGAAAUGAAGGACAGGGAAGGUUGCGAACUGUAACGAAUGUAGACAAUUUAGAUGUGGCGGAAGAAGUCACAGAUAUUGAUCACAAUACGGUGGACAUAGCUCAUUUACAUGCAGACAGUCAACAUUCUGUUUCUUCCGGAAGGCACAGCAGGUCGAAGAACUCGAAAAAAAAUGGACAUGUAAGGCGACAUGACUUUUAUGGCGACUCUAGAGACCAUAAAAGUUGUUGCCCGCACCAUCAUUACGAAAAUCUAUCUAAACUACGAAACUAUUACUAUCAUGAUUUUGAAUAUAUAUCCAAAACAGAAAACCGUGUUCCAGAUUUUUCUGUCCUAAUUAACGAAUCAAGCCCCAUGUGUUUGUUUUGUGAGUACUAUAUGGUAUUUGGUGAACCGCCACGUAAUAUGAUAAAGUGGUAUAAUCGUACGUUUGGUUAUAAUCGUAUGCCGAACCCAUCAAGAGAUGAACAAGAUAGUAGGAAAAGGAAUAGAUAG
This is a messenger RNA of Saccharomyces paradoxus, 1056 nucleotides long. RefSeq names its product Ibd2p (gene IBD2). Lineage: Eukaryota; Fungi; Ascomycota; Saccharomycetes; Saccharomycetales; Saccharomycetaceae. The transcript has a single exon. The coding region runs from base 1 to 1056 and encodes 351 amino acids. Gene Ontology annotation, biological process: mitotic spindle assembly checkpoint signaling. The record is from RefSeq and is a predicted model, not a curated record.